This is a messenger RNA of Psilocybe cubensis, 1104 nucleotides long. RefSeq lists its product as uncharacterized. The transcript has a single exon. The record is from RefSeq and is a predicted model, not a curated record. Lineage: Eukaryota; Fungi; Basidiomycota; Agaricomycetes; Agaricales; Agrocybaceae. The coding region runs from base 1 to 1104 and encodes 367 amino acids.
AUGUCAACCAAUCCUGCUAUCUCCACUACGAAACUUAUCUUGAUGCAUGCUUCUCUCGCAUAUCUAACCGAUGAAAUACGAACUAUAGACGACAUCAUACACUACCCAUCCUCCACUGGAAAACCUUGCCUGCCGAACGAGAUAUUAUUAAUGAUCAGGGGCUGGUUGUUUCCCUCCAUGACUGCACAAUUCAUGAGACAAUCGGUCUCAGCCCUGGAAGCAUACGAGUACUCUCUAUGCGAAAUGCUUUGCUCUGACUGCCUUGCAUAUAAUGUCGACAUAUACGGUCCCGAUAUUUGGAAUUGGGAACAAUUCUCGUGCGCGUGUACGCCGGCGGGUAACGAGGAUCCCCAUGGGCAUCGGAGAGCGAGGAUCAACGGAACCUACAAACAAGAGCGACAUGACUGCGAACAAACCAUUAACUGGAAGACCAUACCUGAUUCCAUCCUCCUCGAUGAAAAGCAUUUUGCCGACCCCGAGGACUGGCUAGAAUCCUACUUGUCUAAAGAGGCGGGCAGGAUGAUUUCACGCAUCGGGCGACGUGGAAGACAACAUUUAUUGCCAGGGUUUUCCGAAUACUGUAGACGGUCGCCAUCAGUCAACAUUUGGGAAGUUGUAGGAUUCGUGCUUCGAGAGCUUGACUGCGAAGCUCUCGUCGGUGCAGAUAGGGGACAUUUCCACGCUGAACGGGAUAUAGUGCAAGUCAUCCCUUUGAAACACCAUACGAGUCCGGAAAUGGACUGCCUCAGUAUCGAGUCGGAACCAUCCAUUACGCAAGAAGACCUGGAUUGGCGCGCACAGGCUGCAUUACACCUUGCAGGGCGUGAUAUGGGAUUGUCAUUAAAGUAUCCAGAAACGGCUGGCUUCGAGGCCACAGGUACUCGCCGUCCCUUCGUUAACCCCAAAUUCACCCGUCGAUUAUGCUGGCCGACUGUAUCCCAUUCGAAGUACCCAGGAAGCAGCAAAGAUAUGAUGGAUGCGUUGGGAAUGCUUCGCACUCUCACCAGUUUAGCCGGUGCCUGUCUAACGCUGCCCAUCACCUGUGCCACACUUGUGCUUACCAUCCUCUGCUUUUACUCUAAACGCCCUCUUCGAAUUUUUUGA